Molecule: messenger RNA, 981 nt
Organism: Emys orbicularis (European pond turtle)
Lineage: Eukaryota; Metazoa; Chordata; Testudines; Emydidae
Product: ficolin-1-like
Exons: 8
Coding region: 1-981 (326 amino acids)
Biological process (GO): complement activation, lectin pathway
Molecular function (GO): signaling receptor binding; carbohydrate derivative binding; antigen binding
Source: RefSeq, a predicted model, not a curated record
AUGAAGCUGAGCAGACGAGUGGAGCUGCCGUUGCAGAGACCAGCACCAGCCAUGGGGAGAGCUGCCCAGCAAACCCUCCUCGCCUUACUCUGUCUAGCAGCUAUGGUUUGUGAGGCUCAGGACACCUGCCCAGACGUGAAAAUAGUGGGUCUCAGUGGUUCAGAGAAGCUUGCUGUUCUCCAAGGCUGCCCUGGGAUUCCUGGUGCCAUGGGGCCCAAAGGUGACCCUGGACCUGCAGGAAUGAGAGGAGAACGGGGAGCUCCAGGGAUCCCUGGAAAGAUGGGACCAGCAGGGGAGAAAGGAGAGAAAGGAGAGCCCGGAGAACCAGAAACAACAGGACCCAGAAACUGCAAGGAGCUGUUAGCCAAAGGGAGAACGCUGAGCGGCUGGUACGCCAUCUACCCAGGAGUUGCUGUUGAUUCCAUCACUGUCUUCUGUGACAUGGAUACAGAUGGCGGAGGCUGGAUUGUUUUCCAGAGACGCGCAGAUGGUUCGGUGGAUUUUUUCCGUGACUGGGAUUCAUACAAGAAGGGUUUUGGGAACCAGCUGACGGAAUUCUGGCUGGGGAAUGACAAUAUCCACCUGUUAACAUCCCUUGAAACUUGUGAACUUCGUGUCGAUCUGAGGGAUGUGGAAAACAAUAAAUCCUUCGCCCACUAUGAGACCUUCAGCAUUUCAGGACAAUCUGACAAAUACAGACUGAACCUAGGAAAAUAUCUUACAGGCACUGCAGGUGAUUCCUUGUCUGGCCAUAGAAAUAUGACGUUUACAACCAAAGACAACGACAAUGAUAUGUAUUUGGGGAACUGUGCUCUGCUGUACAAGGGAGGCUGGUGGUACAACAAGUGUCACGGUUCCAAUCUGAACGGGCUGUACCUGCUGGGGCCCCAUGAGAGCUACGCAGAUAGUGUCAUCUGGGCAACAGGCAAAGGGGCUCACUACUCCUACAAAGUCUCAGAGAUGAAGUUCAGGCCGGUUUAG